This is a messenger RNA of Cydia amplana, 7020 nucleotides long. RefSeq lists its product as uncharacterized. The record is from RefSeq and is a predicted model, not a curated record. The coding region runs from base 462 to 6860 and encodes 2132 amino acids. Gene Ontology annotation, molecular function: transcription corepressor activity; protein binding. Lineage: Eukaryota; Metazoa; Arthropoda; Insecta; Lepidoptera; Tortricidae. Gene Ontology annotation, biological process: negative regulation of transcription by RNA polymerase II. Gene Ontology annotation, cellular component: nucleus. The transcript has 8 exons.
UACGUCUCCAAAAUUCUACCACGGACUUUUUACGUCACAGUUUAUUUUGUCCUCAAUUUAAACUAACCUUAGCCAAGUACGUACCUGCCUACUUGGAACUGGGCUGGGUGUGAACUCAGAUACGGUGUGUGAAGUUUAUGUAAUCGUUUUCUUCUAAUAUAGAAGAAACCUAAGUGGAAUUUGUGUGUGGAACAUCAAACAACAUUUUGGCUUUGCAGUGGAUUUGUGUUUAGUAUAUAAAGUGAAGUGUGCGGAGCAAUUAAUGCCCGAUUGUUAUGCUCUUUAAACAAGUGAUUAGUGUUAUUACUCGUACAUUAUUGGAUUGUUAUCUGUUUGCUUGGACUUCUAGCAGCUCAAUGGCCGCUAUCGCAUGGGAAGCAAAUACAUAGUCAUGAACGCGAUAAAGGAGCACUCACAUCAAGCAGGGUAGCUGUUGACAAAGGUGGUGAUCUAGCCGGAGUAUGGACAUCAAUAAUGUACUGGAAGGGACUCGCCAGUACUUCAUGGGUUUACCCAAGCAAGCGCAGGCGGAAGGCAGCGGACAGCCAAUGUGGCCCGCGGGUGCGCCGCCUCACGAAGAGGGCGCUCCAGGCCAGUCCGGCGCCCCCGCGCCUUCCUCGCGCCCGCCGUCCGCCGCGGCCGCCCCGCCUUCGACACCUGCGCCUGCCGCGACCGCUGCACCACCGCGGCCGCCUUCCGAGCCCCUGGAGCCGGAGCCCCACAUAAUACAUAAGGCCACAGUGAUGCGCGAGGCGGCCGAGAAGCGGCGCGAGCUGCCCGAGCCCGAGGACGAGGAGGAGCCGAUGGACGCGCUCUCACCUCCGACACAUAUUAUUCGCAAGCCGCCGCAGCGCACCCUGCCGUCCCCCGCCCCCGCGCCGGCGGUGCCGUGUCCGUCCCCCGCGCGGCCCCCGUCGGCCGCCCCGCUGCAGCCGCAGCCGACGCCCGAGCCGCAUCCCGAGCCCAGCACGGCACAGUACCGCGCACCUUUGCAUCGCGUGCAGACACCUACGGCACGACCCGUCGAGCAUUCAGCUUCCGGCCGCCCUCCGGAUCAUUAUACCGCGUCACGUCCACCUGAAGGUUACCCGCGGUACCACUAUGAUUCAAACAUGACAGACCCUAGUAGAGGUUCCCACGGGCCAUUGGUAGCGUCGCCUCAACCGUCUGCGCCGCCGCGACAUAGCAGUCCUCAGCAAACCUAUGCGAGGCUGUCCAGUGCGGUGCCGCAGCAUGCGACGACCCGGCUGCGGGAGACGGCCACGCAUAGUCCACCGGCAACACGCUACGCGCUGCCAGCCGCUCAGCCUCCCGCACCGCAUCCGCAUAAUGACCGUGUACCGCCCAUACACCACCCGCAAACACUCACAACGGGUGAUAGACGGUCGCCACAAGUUUAUGCAACGCUGCCGCGUCACGAAUCUUCGCAUUUUGCUCGGACGCCAAUGCAUUACGAGCGGCAGCAUGCUAUUCCUCCAAGAAAAUACGAUCCCCAACAAUCAUAUCCUGGGUAUCGACAAACACAAACUGCAGCACAAACCGUGCCGAGUCAGCGAACAGAAGUGUUUAAAGAGCAUUAUCAAAUCCAAUAUAAGCAUCCCUCAAUGGAUGCUAUGAGUGCGCACUACGCAGCGAGGCCACCAGAUCGCGCACCUGCACCGCACCCUCAUGACUCGGCGCGUUUACCGACGCAACGGCCUGUAGAUUAUCCCAGCAGCAACCGAGCGGUAGACGCAAGGAGUUACCUGUACCAGAGUCCAUCGACUUCUUCCGUGCGCUAUCAACCGACGGUGCCGGUGCCCGUAGCUCAAAAUCAUCAGCAGACAAGGACUGGUCACCGACAUUCAGCGGCACCUAAACCUUCGUAUGAAUAUCCCACGUCAAAUCAUGUUCAAUCUAGUGCUCGACCAGCAACAAAGCCUGGCUUCCCGAGCCAACAGCAACGUAUGACUGUGUCAGUGACGUCGUUAGUCAAUCAAAUGAAUCAAACAAAACAGAAAAAAGAGUCUCCUUUAGAUUUAUCUGUAAAAACUGUAAAAAAUUCAGCAGAUUCUUCUACAACCGUAGACGAUGCUGUCGACUCAGCGUCGCUUGAAAAUAAGAACUUGCCGUUGCAACCGCGGCAAUUGCCUAACAGUCGACACGUUCCUCCUCAACACGUGCCCCCAUUUGGUGCGUCUCACAAAGUCGACUUUGCGCCUGACUUUACUCAAUACAGAGAAACUAACAAUAACAAUAGCUCCGCCGUAGCUCCUGGCCAUCCACCGGUACGGUAUAAUGGUACACAUGAAGCACCUCGGCCCAUCGUAGAAGCCUAUCCGCCCGAUCCCCGUCACCAAAGGUAUCAUGAUCGCACUAAAUAUAGUAUUCCGAUUGCUACUCGACCUGAAUACGCAAUACCUCGCAUAGAUCUCACCACAACGAUUCCUGAAGAACGUCAUCUUGAGAGUAGAAUCCGCGACGACCGGCACUUUGUAAUUGAGGAAAGGAAGCGGCCCGCGGGACCUAUUGUUAGCAACAUUCCGGAGAAAAUUGUCAGGUAUGAGACCUGGACAGCCGACAGUCGGAUAUCAGACCGGUCUAGUCGCACGGCGCGGGAACAACAUGAGCUAGCUAGCCAACCUGUCUACAGUUACAGUGCUCAUAAACGUUACGAGGCUUAUCCGGGUGAUCACAAGCGACCGGUCACGUCCAGUGUCUAUCAUGAACACCGUCAUGUAAACCAUAGGUAUCCCUAUCCACCCGAGGUUCUCAGCAGAGAUGUCAGAGACUAUCACCCACAGUAUGCUCCAGACAGAAAUUCGUCUAGUAAUAGCCGCCAGGUUAUACAAAAAAUUCCGAACCAUAGAGAUAUGCACACCCAUCCAUUAGAUCCUCAUAGUGGAGUACCAGCGGACAAACGAGUUUUAAGCAUACUAAGAAAUAGUUUGGAAACGAAGCAUCCGGAAGUCACUAGACCGAGGACAAUACCAGAACUUAUAGUCAUAGAUGAUGUAGAUGACUCUGAGGUUGAAAUAACAGAUUUGACAAAGGAAAACGAUAUCGACUUGGCAGGUAAAAAUGGCAAUUUAGGCAAAUCUAACACUAAUAAAAUAAAUGCACCCAUGGGACAUCAAGUACACAUGCCUAAAGCUAUAGACUCAGUGUUAAAAGAAUCAGAUUAUCAAAAAGUGGAUCCAACUACUUUAGAUCCGAUGAGUAAAUCUCCAGAAAAUGAUGUAGCUUCGAGGAUACGAACGAAGGCAGAAUUAAAAGUUAUGCCUCCAUCUCAAGAUGGUCAUUUGAAACCUGAAACAAAACUUGGUGUACCAAUAGGAAAUCACGAAAAUCUAAAGCCUACUCCAAAAUCACAAAAACAACAUCUUUUCAAUCAAAUACGAGAAGAUCUUAGGUUGGAAUCUGUUAUAAAGACUGAAAAGCCAAUCGCGUCGUUAUUAUCAGAUAUAAAAUCUGAGCCGAUGAAUAUAGAGGAGAUAGAAAAAGAUGCCGUGAUAUCGAUUAAAACUGAAAACUUUUUAGACACCGAGUGCAUUUCUAAUGCCCCGGAAGACUUAGAUUGGGCAAGCGCCUGUGAUAACUUUAUGGAACAAUUGAAAAUAGGAUGUCAUAAAAAGAAGCCGCGUAGGAAACGCACUGAAACGAUAGAACAAGAAAUUUCAGCUAGUGGUGAGAAAUCUACGACUACGAUUGCAACGUCUGAAAUAACUCCUAGUGAACCUACUCCCAAUAUUGUAAUUAAACAAGAGCCCAUAGAUACUGAUGAAAUGGAAAAUCAAAUAGUGGCUAAAACUAUAAAUGAUCUAAAACACCCUAUCGACAAUUCCUCUAUACCUAAACCUCUGACCCAAAAUAAACCAGACUCGAACAAAGUACCAGCUAUUAGAGAACCUAUUGUAAAUAAAACGGAAAUUAAAGAAAGUAUCAGAAUACAAAAACAAACUAAUUUAAAAGAACCAAUUGUAAAUCAAAAUUCAAGAAAAGAUAUUUUAUCAAAAUCAUCGGUUACAAAAGAUAUUGCUAAGAGUGAUAAAUCUAAGAACAACAAAAAACAUAAGGAUGGCGAGAAAUUCACAAGAUCGCCCUUAAAGCGUAAGUCAAUGUCAGAUAAAAGUGAAUCAACCACAUCUACAAGCACUACACCUAUGAAGCACGUUACAAAACAAAAAGAACCAAUAAAAACCGUCAUAAAAGAAGAAUCAGAGUCUACUGACGAUGACGAACCAUUAAUUAAAAGCAAGAUAAUAAAAGAAAAAGAACGUAAUGAGCGCCUCAAAUAUGCUAUGUUUAAAGAUAUGUCAGUUUAUGUUAAACUAGAAUGCUGUGAUGUAGAUGUUAGUAAAUUUACAAAAAAGAACAAUGAUAAAACCGGAAACGAUAAAGAAGAAAAACCUACUAAAGGCAAAUUAAUUAGAAAAAAUUCAAGAUUGAAAGGGAAAUCGUUAUCUACAGAUAACACUAAAAAUGAUAAACGUAAGGAUGAUACAAGCUCUGAGAGUGAAGAUGAAGACCUAACCGUAGCUAGCAGGCUGAGAGUACGUAAAACUAUUAAGACAGAAGAUUCCAAAACAACGCCUAUUAACAAUAAAACUCCCGUAAAAUCGUCUCCCACGAAGAAACAAGAUAAUAAUGUUAGCAGUAGCGCCAGUUCUACUCCAGCUCGAAAAGCAGGUUUUGGAGAUGGUUCCGAUUUUCAUCCAGGAUGGGAAGAAGAGCUGUAUAGAUACAAGCGCUCACUUCGCAUGCCAAGCAGACUUAUUGCUAUUCCUCGAGGACGCUCCGGUGGACCUUUUGUUAAAGGCGCGAACACGUUAUUUUCAAGGGGUUCUACUUCUUUGCCGGACUUAGACCCAGCUCCACUUUCCCCAGCGCCGUCUUCAGCCCCCUCUGCAGCAACUGAUGAUUUGUAUGCCAGACGUCCUGAUAAGUCAGCCCUAGACAGUGAUCUCGAUUCUAAUUCUAGUUGCUCAGUUGUUCAUAACAAUAGACUCCAUUCUGAUUCUGAAGCUUCCACCUCUACAGGGUUCUCGACGAAAAUCAAAAAGAAGGGAAGUUCUAUAGUAGAUGUCCUCAUGGAAAAGUAUGGCAAGAAAGAUGAGAAGAAAAAAUCGAAAGAUAAAGAAGACAAACUCAAUAAUACACCUAAGAUCAUUCCGAAAAGUAUCAACCCGACUGAAUUACUACCGACACCCAGCUUAGGUCUCAUGAAAAGCGGUACGAGAGGAAUUUUGAGUGCAAAGAAAGAGAAAUUGAUGGAAGACAUUUAUUAUUUGGGUGCAUUUAGGAAAGAAACUGUGUCACAAUUUAGAAAUGCCUUUAUCAAUAACACAGAUGGCCUUAUGGGUGCUACAGAAGAAUUUUCCCCGGUUGUAUUAAAGUCUAGGACAAGAACAGAAAGUAGAGUUAUAAAGCAGCGAGCAACAAUUAAAGAAGUUUUUGGAGACGAAAGGCCAGCAUCAGCACCACCGACCUCCUGUAGAGACGAGGAAGAAGAUGACGUUAAAGUAGACAAACCAGUAGAAAUUAAGAAAGAACUGGAAACUAAGGCGAAGAACAAGCCUAAGAAAAUAAUGAAGGACAAAAUGAAACGCAGAUCUAGUUCUAUACGAGAUGGACUUAGGAGUACAAAGUCACUAAAAAGAAACGAUGCUAAAGGGCGUCUGAUGCGCUUGAAGAAAAGAAACAAUUUAUUGAAAUCUUUAGCAAACAAGAAAGUUAAAGAUGUUUCCACUCCAAAGAUCAAAAAAGAAAAAAGUCCAUCUCCAGACGACAAGAAUGAUAAGGAUACCUCAAAAGAAGAGGGUAGUUCUCCGGGCACAACAGAAGCAAGUAGUAAAAGGCGGUUGAAACGUUUGUUUGGGAGAAGAAAGUUCAGUUCUGGUUUUGAUUACAUCCGCAAGAAGAAAAAAAUCAUCCGAAGAGACGAUUCGAUCAAACAAGCGCGCCGGCCAGCGUCGAAGCCUAGUCCUGAGUCAGUCCACGACAUCCAGAAAGAAAUCAAAGGCUGGUUUAUUAACAAGAGCAUCGGAGAAUCACAUCUUCACCGCGCAGCGAGAUUGGGUUAUACGGAUUGCGUGGCGUACUGUCUGGAGAAGCUAGGGGCGGAGCCGACCGCAAAAGACAACGCGGGUUUCACGCCCUUACACGUGGCAGCGGCGAAGGGUCAUGUUCGGAUCGCGAGGCUGCUGUUACAAUACGGGGCCAACGUCUCCGCUGCUGCGCAGGGAGGUAUUAGACCUUUACACGAGGCAUGCGAGAACAGCCGCAUAGAAGUAAUCCGCCUGCUGCUUUCUUACGGAGCGGACCCCCUGCUCGGAACGUAUGCGGGGCAAACACCUGAAGAGCUCGCGGAGGGAUCGGCGGCCAAACUUCUGCGAUUGCAUAUCGCGGACGUGCAGGGAACGGCCGCGGAGCCGUGGGUGUUCCCGCCGCCGACGGCUAUCAUCGACAAGGAAGAGUACGGGUGCGACGCGCUAGCGUCCCCUCCACCCGCAACGCCACCACCGCCCCCGGACGCCACAAUCGAGAUCCAAUGCACGGAGGCGCCGUUGCCACCGUUCUACAGUCUACGGCCCGCGCCUGGCCAGCAGUCGGACGGGCUGUGGUGCUUACUACAGGACAUCACCAACUUAUUACAGAUAAAAUCAAAAGACAGCCUGCUGAAGCAGAUCCACUGCGGCUCGGGAUCGCCGAAGGAACUGCUUCGCGAGAUCAGAACCCAGGAGUUUCUUGAACGGGCACAGUGCCACCAGCUAUUGUGCGCGGGCGAGAAGGUGAACGUGCGAGCGAGCAAGGUGGCCCUCGUCAGGGUCACCGACAAGCUACGGCAGCUGCUCAAGGUCGAGACUGUCCUUGUUAGCUGACACCAUCAGUGUUCGCAGAAGUGCAAGUGUGUAACAUGAGCACAGAUCUAAGAUAUGUAGAAAAGACAAAAGUUCAAAAGGCAUGCUGGUAGUAAUACGCGUAGCGGAAGCGUCGUCGUAAGGAGAGAAAACGAGGCGCAUGUAUGCUGCCCUCAGUAUU